This is a messenger RNA of Apis dorsata (giant honeybee), 800 nucleotides long. RefSeq lists its product as uncharacterized. Bases 391 to 774 code for a protein of 127 amino acids. Lineage: Eukaryota; Metazoa; Arthropoda; Insecta; Hymenoptera; Apidae. The transcript has 4 exons. The record is from RefSeq and is a predicted model, not a curated record.
ACACAUACACGUACACUUGACGAUUUUUAAAUACACAUUUCCUUUCGAAAUUGCGAAAAAUCCCUCGUUUCAUUCGACCCAUCUCCGUCUCCAACGCCUCGAGAUCUCGAGAAUGUUUGAACUUCUCGGUAUAUGCGUGGAUAUCGUUUGUUCGCUAUGGCAACAUCGAUACAUCAAGAUACGCUCGUAACUCGUGCUGUUUAAUCGAUUCACGAAGUACGAAAGUUGUAGGUUAAAGUGCGUGCAACCUCUCUCUUCGAAGAUGAAUUCGAAAAACUCGUUACUGUGAAGGAAUAUUUAUUGAGAAAAUUAUUUAUUCUAGAUAUAUAUAUAUAUAUAUAAAGAGAGAAUUAUUGUUUUAUCAAUAUUUGAUAUUAGAGAGAGAAAAAUAUGACCGAAUCGGAAGAGGAAAUUAUUCAUACCGAGGACGACGAGGAUUUUUACGAUUUGGAGAGACUUUCCAUAAUACAUCUGGAUUAUCGAGUGAUGUGGAUACGGGACAAAGUGAUGAAAUUUUUAGGAAUACCUGGCUACGAGCUUCAGUUCUACAAACUUUUGAACGCAAACAAUCGAUACUUGGAGGACAAGCUGCUGAAUUUUUUGGUACUCGAUCUUUACGGAAUAACGAGUCUCGAGAGAAAGAUAAUCUUCUUCUAUUGCACGUAUUCCGUGGAAAAGUAUCAGGAAGAGGUGCCGGUCUGGCAAAGCAAGCCGAGCGUUAGUAAAUUGGCCGCGUUGACGGCGCUAGCCGUGAAAGGGAAGAGUCGUAAGUAGAAACUGUUGGUGAUUCCGCACUUUGU